AGUAAAGUUUUGACGGAAAAAAAGAGGAUUAUUUUUUUAAAAUGAAUUAAGGGCACCCUGAUGCGCUAAGCUCCCAUUAUACACCGGGUUCAAAAAAAAAUCUAGCUACAAAAAUCUAUACAUGACAACAAUUUUGUAAGUUAUCCUAAAAUUUUCAUUCAGGUCAUUUUUUUUAAAAAUAAAUUUAUGUUAUACAUAAUCUUACCUUACAAUCGUGUGGUAGACUGUUGCAGGCUUAACCUGUAUAUUACUGUCUUAUAAAAGCCUUUUCUGUUCCGGGUUUUUAAUUUAGUACUACUUAUUUAUUUAUAUUUCCUCUUGUGCGUUCAAAACCACACACUUCCAUUGUGGUAUAGACGUCGCCUUGCGCACCUCAGUUUGAUUGCAGAGAGAACAAUUCCCAUGGCUUCCACUACUACCUCACUCACACUGCGCUCUCUCUCACCCCCUUCUCUGCUAAAUGCAAACACAACUCCUCCUGCAAAGCAGACGCCGAUGGCUCUUCCGGGGCGGAGGCAAUUGAUCUCUCUAGUAACGGCGACAACGGUAGUAAAAGCACUGGAAAUGCCGUCAAAGGCUGCGGACAUUGGCCUGUUUGGAUUGCGAAAGAAGCUUAAGAAAGUAGAGGAGGAGGCAGAAGAAUUAGUGAAGGAAGGAUUCGAGGCAGCAGAUAAAGGUAUCGUAGCAGCAGAGAAGGGAAUCGUAGCAGCAGAGAAGGGAAUUGAAGCGGCGGAGAAAGGAUUGGUGAAUGCUGAGAAGGGAAUAGAAGCAGCGGAGGAGAAGAUCGAGAGUACCGUGAGUUUUGGUGGGUUGGCGCAAGCUGGAGCUGUGGCUGGAGCUGAAUUAGUUGGAGUUUUGGUUGCUGGAGCUGUUGUUAAUGGUAUUUUAGGACCUGAAGCUCAAAAAUCUUGAAGCUUUUCAUGCAAUUUCUUUAUGUAAUGUUGUUUGCAAAUUAAAUUUGAUAUGUGUUUAGCUAAAUUCGAAGUAUGGCAUUUCUAAUAGAGGAACAAUUACUCCUGUUAUAUAUUAUGUCUUGAUGAAUCUAUAUGUUGAUAAAAUUAAUGGUACUAGAGUUCUUGAA
This is a messenger RNA of Capsicum annuum, 1081 nucleotides long. RefSeq lists its product as uncharacterized. The record is from RefSeq and is a predicted model, not a curated record. Gene Ontology annotation, cellular component: chloroplast thylakoid. NCBI's taxonomy places the organism in Eukaryota, Viridiplantae, Streptophyta, Magnoliopsida, Solanales, Solanaceae. Bases 403 to 912 code for a protein of 169 amino acids. The transcript has a single exon.